This is a messenger RNA of Guillardia theta CCMP2712, 1758 nucleotides long. RefSeq lists its product as hypothetical. Gene Ontology annotation, cellular component: cytosol. Gene Ontology annotation, molecular function: oxidoreductase activity; FMN binding; flavin adenine dinucleotide binding. Lineage: Eukaryota; Cryptophyceae; Pyrenomonadales; Geminigeraceae. The record is from RefSeq and is a predicted model, not a curated record. The transcript is spliced from 6 exons. The coding region runs from base 1 to 1758 and encodes 585 amino acids.
AUGGCUUCCCUGCUCAUCCUGUACGGCUCGCAAGGAGGGUGCGCGGAGGAAGUUGCCGAAAGGCUGGGCAGGGAUUGUGAGCGACGAGGAUACGAGGUCCGCGUAAGCGCCAUGGACGACUACGAUGUUCUGUCCCUCCCCUCUGAAGGCACCAUGAUCGCGGUAGCGAGCACGACGGGACAGGGUGAUGCUCCGGACAAUAUGAGGAAGUUCUGGACUUUCUUGCUGAAGAAGUCCCUUCCUGCUCACUCUCUCGCUUCCACCUCCUUCGCUGUCUUCGGCCUGGGGGAUUCGAGCUAUGCCAAGUUCAACGCAGUGGCAAAGCGGCUGGACAAGCGUUUGGAGAUGCUGGGGGGCAAGAGGAUGCUUCCUCUUGGACUGGGCGAUGAUCAAGACUCUGGGGGAUACGAUCAAAAGCUGGAUGUUUGGGCUGUUGAGCUAUGGAAAGCGCUGGCACAUCUGCAUCCUCUUCCGGAAGGUUCGGUGCCGGACCUGUCAGACAUCCUUCCUCCUUCUCGUUUCUGCGUAUCGAAAGUUGGGAAGCGAAGCCUAGGCGCAGUCGAUGGACGAGAAGGCCAGCAGCUACUUGCUACGAUGAAGCUUGCACGUGGAGACUUUCAUAUCGCCCCUGUCCUAACGAACGUGAGCAUCACGGGGGAGGGAGCAGUAAAGGAGGUCAGACACCUCGAGGUCGAUCUCUCCUUGUGCAACCAGCCGUAUAAGACAGGAGACAUCCUGGCGGUCCAGCCGACGAAUCGCCUGGAGGAUGUGGAGAACUUCAGUAGGGUGAUGCAACUGGAUCUGGAUGAGAUGGUGAAGAUCGAGCCGAACCCGCAGCACAGGUCAAAGACGGCCCUCCCUGCUCUCCUCUGCGGAUUUGGGCCGGUUGCCGUACGCGACAUCCUCCUUGUUCACUUGGACUUCAUGAACACACCUCGGAGGCACUUCUUCGAGCUGCUAUUCCACUUUGCUACCGAUAAGACACAGAAGGAGAGGAUCGAGGAGCUCAGCAGCGUGUCCGGGAGAGACGAUCUCUACGAAUACUGCCAGAAGCAGAGGAGGACUUUCCUGGAGGUCUUCCGGGACUUCCCCGAUGCCCGUCCUCCUCUCUCUUACCUCUUUGACAUGAUCCCCCCCUUGCGCCCUCGCCAGUUCUCCAUCUCUUCCUCUCCCCGCGUUGCUCCUCAUCGACCCUCCAUCACUCUGGCGAUGGUCGACUACGUCUCGCGUACCAAGAUGAGGAGGGUCGGUGUAUGCACAUCCUACCUCAAGGAGAUGCGUACAUCGCCCCAUCCGGACCAGCUCCUCUUCUCCAUUAAGGAAGGCACCUUGAAGAUCCCUGGGGUCAAGAGGAUGAAGGAAGGCGGAACCGUGGAGGACGAGUUGAGGAUGGAGACGUCGCAACUGAUCGCACCACUUAUCAUGGUGGCGACAGGGACUGGGAUCGCUCCCUUCCGGGCGGAGCUGGAGGAGUACGAGUCUGCAGGGCAUCUCAAGCGGCUGAUUGUAGCAUAUUCAAGGAUGCAGGACAAGAAAGUCUACGUACAGGACAAGAUCAGGGAGGAGGCUUCUCUCCUGUGGCAUGCGCUCGAGGAGGGAGGAGUCAUCAUGGUGUGCGGCUCCUCUGACAAGAUGCCACGAGACGUGCGACAGGCGUUCGUGGACGUGGUCAACUCUGCUGGACAAGCAGACGAUGCUGAGCAGUACGUCCGGACCCUCGAAGCAACACGAAGAUACUUGCAGGAGACGUGGAGCUAG